Syngnathus typhle (broad-nosed pipefish) is the source of this 3445-nucleotide messenger RNA. It is a transcript of the gene kdsr, whose product is annotated as 3-ketodihydrosphingosine reductase. Gene Ontology annotation, cellular component: endoplasmic reticulum membrane. The transcript is spliced from 10 exons. NCBI's taxonomy places the organism in Eukaryota, Metazoa, Chordata, Actinopteri, Syngnathiformes, Syngnathidae. The record is from RefSeq and is a predicted model, not a curated record. The coding region runs from base 263 to 1342 and encodes 359 amino acids. Gene Ontology annotation, biological process: sphingolipid biosynthetic process. Gene Ontology annotation, molecular function: 3-dehydrosphinganine reductase activity.
GUGGGGAAGCCAGUUUACAGUGGCCAAUUUGUUUUGGUUAACACACGCUACGCUUUGUUACGCUGAGCCAACGUCCAGGGCGGAAUAUGAAACCUGCCCGCUAAACGUCUCUGAAUAUUCGACAAUCACUCUGCCUCCGAUUCAUGCCUUUUGCCUCCCCUCUGCGAGGGCCGCCGCCCCCAUCUGUCACCGCCGCUGCGUCGCCCACCCCAGAAGCUCGCCAGCUAACCAGCAACAAGCUAACCACUGCCAGUCAUCACCCAUGUCCUCAGAAGAAAGCGUGAGCUCAGCGAUCACGGGUUGGCUUUUGGCUCAUUCCUGGUGGCUGCUCCUGCCGUUCAUCAUGCUGCUGGUCGUCGCCGCCUUCAUUGUCGCCUUUGUCCUGCUUUUGUACAUGAUAUCGCCGCUGAUUAGCCCCAAACCCCUCAAACUCAACGGGGCCCACGUCGUGGUGACAGGAGGCUCCAGUGGUAUUGGGAAAAGUAUAGCGAUGGAAUGCUACAGACAUGGAGCUUUUAUCACGUUGGUGGCACGAGAUGAGGCCAAGUUGAUUCAAGCCAAGAAAGAGGUGGAGAAAUUUGCCAUCAAUGACAAACAGGUUGUGCUUUGCAUAUCCGUGGAUGUUUCCAGUGAUUACAGUCAGGUGGAAAGUGUUAUAAAACAGGCUCAAGAAAAGUUGGGGCCCGUCGAUAUGCUCGUGAACUGCGCCGGAACGUCUUUUUCGGGAAAGUUUGAGGAAGUGGAGGUCGACUCUUUCAAGAGGCUGAUGGAAGUCAACUACCUGGGCAGCGUUUAUCCAACGCGUGCCGUCAUAACCACCAUGAAGGAGAGAAGGAUGGGCCGCAUCAUGUUCGUGUCCUCCCAGGCGGGCCAGAUUGGUCUAUUUGGCUACACGGCUUACUCGCCGUCCAAGUUUGCGCUGCGCGGUUUGGCCGAGUCGCUGCAGAUGGAGAUCAAGCCGUACAACAUCUACGUGACGCUGGCCUUCCCACCGGACACAGACACGCCAGGACUGCUUGAGGAAAACAAGACAAAGCCACUGGAAACCAGAUUAAUUUCGGAAACCUCCGGAGUUUGUCAACCAGAACAAGUGGCCAAGAUUGUUGUCCGAGACGCCGUGCAGGGCAACUUCAACAGCUCUGUGGGUCCCGACGGCUACAUGCUGUCAGCCCUCACCUGUGGGAUGUCACCGGUUACCUCCAUCACAGAGGGUCUCCAGCAGAUCGUCACCAUGGGUCUGUUCCGUACCAUCGCCCUCUUCUACCUGGGAAGUUUCGACAGCAUCGUGCGCCGCUGCAUGAUUCAAAGAGAGCAGUCCAAGGCGGCCGAUAAGCGAGAUUAAGCGCCGACGAGUAAAGGAGCGAGGUGAACGGGACAGCGCGUUUUCUCCACACGGCCACACGACCCAUGUACCCCUCCCGCCCCCCCUGAAAAAAAAACGUCCGCGUAGUGACAUUUCGCUUUUAACGUGCACAUGCUUCUCGCCACGGGAGCGGCCUUACUUUAGCACGUCUAUUUUGGUGUCGUGAAAAUGGAGGGCGGCGAUCGUAAACAGUAGCGGGCCUCCCGGCCUUUUCUCACACAGGAAAAGCAAUAUCCUGUCAGACCGGUUGUGCCAAAUAUGGCCUGAAAUUCCUUCCCACGGGGGCUCUCGUGAAAACAAAACCCAUUCGUCACCUUUUGUUGCAUGCUUCUCAAACACGUGAGAAUUGUAGCGAUUUCUCAACCGUUUCCGAGCACGACGUCUUUGCGGGCAAAGACCACUGGGUCGGUCGGUCGGUCGGUCGGCGGUACCCUGACGGUUUUGCAUGAACGUAACGUAAAUACGUUUCGGUAAUACAAAGGAGUAUGAAAGCAACCACGUUUCCACCGAGCAUGAUGCCGCUUGAGUUUGACACAGUAGGACUGGAAUGAUAGCCAUCUGACUGGGCUUCCCAGAGAUUUAUACCAGAAGGGUGAGUGACAUCAUAGCAGUCAGACGGGGACCAUUUUAUACUCAACUUAUUUUGAUAUUUUUAGGGGGGAAAAAAAAAAAAGAUUGGUGUCGAACCAUUACAAAUACAAAUUGUUGACGUCGUUCAGUGGACUAAUCUCAUUGAAGUCAACGGAGGGAGAUUCAUCUUAUGUAACGUUUCGAUUAUUUAUGUUCCAUGUUGGUACCGCCCGUGCAGAGGCUUGUUGAGUUAACGACCAUCACUGUGUCACACAAAUUGGAUUGCAGGGAUUAUUACAUUGGACUCGGAAACCGCAAUACGAAUACAGCAAAGGUCCUGCUCGACUCAAGCGAAUUUCAUUUCUUGGUGGAAAGUGGACAAAAAGCCCGUGUUGUGACUGAGCCAACUCUCGUCCAGAGAAAUAAAGCCAUCGGAUAUUUCUUAUUUCAGCACACACUAUUAUUGCAAGUGACUGUUCAUCUUUCAAAUCUAAUACACAUUAUUUUGUUGUCGUUCUUCGAGCGUGCAUGUAGAAGCUUCCGUACAAUCUUUUUAUGUGUCACUGCACAUAUGAAGUCACGCGGUCUGCGUUGGCGCUGACCUAAAUCAGGCCAGAGUGGGACUUGCUGGUUCAAGUAAUGCCCGUGCAGGUCCACUGAGGGCGCUAGAGAUUUGUUUUACAUGCAGACUGCACAAAAGGUUUUUGUCCCCCAAAAAAACUACAUAGUAAAAAUAGCAACUUCCUGUUUUGUAAGUUUUUCCUUUGGUCCGGAAUGUAAUUUCAUAAAAGUGUGAACGUAGGAUUUUUCUUGAUAGUUGAAUGCCAAAAUGUUCCUUUGGAGUUGUUUUUGGCGAUGGCGUGGACUCCAACCAAGCCUUAAAAUGCGACUGCUGAGCGAGCGAGCGACCACAACGAAGGCCGUCCACACUGACACGCGCGGGCGGCUGUGUCCUUUACAAGCUUUUUGAUUUUGUCUCGUCUGCUUGUUAGAUUCCCGUCACCCACGAAUUCAAAACAUGAAAGUGAGAAGACACGACGACAUUGGCGACGUUCUUGUUCGAAUUUUGGUUUAAAGGUGUGCCGAGUUGCACAAAAGUUGAUCAAAAUAUUUUGAGUUGAUCUUAACAGCGACCGUUAGGCUAUGCUAUGCAAAGAUAAUCCUGUGCUUUCAAUGUCUGAGCAUUUACAGUCAGGAUCGGAGUGUCGCCACUUAAUCGUUAUUUAAUGAUCAUCAACAUAAACACCAUGUCCGUUCAGUCUCUGCGUUUCUCUUCCUCCCCUUUCACCUUGUGUGCCAUCAAACGCAACCUGUCAGAAGGGCAACGUCAGCGUUGUAUUAUUUGACGGUUGAAUAAAUAGACGUGAGGAAAUUUCAAGUCCCCGUGUUUGAUUUUUUUUAGAUUACUUGUCUAGCGGGUGUAAAACGUCCUGUUUAUGUCUGUCAUUUCGAACUGUCUUUAAAAUCUCAAAAUGGGGCCACACUGAAAAUGAAAUAAAAAUGUGUCAAGUA